This is a messenger RNA of Aspergillus novofumigatus IBT 16806, 1233 nucleotides long. RefSeq names its product putative dimethylallyl tryptophan synthase. The record is from RefSeq and is a predicted model, not a curated record. Bases 1 to 1233 code for a protein of 410 amino acids. The transcript has 2 exons. NCBI's taxonomy places the organism in Eukaryota, Fungi, Ascomycota, Eurotiomycetes, Eurotiales, Aspergillaceae. Gene Ontology annotation, molecular function: transferase activity, transferring alkyl or aryl (other than methyl) groups. Gene Ontology annotation, biological process: alkaloid metabolic process.
AUGCCCUGGCGCGUACUCGGCCAAGCACUUUGGUUUCCUAGCCGCGACCAGGAACUUUGGUGGCUGCACACGGCUCCAUUCUUCAACAGUCUUUUAAUACAGUGUGGCUACCAAAUUCAUGAGCAAUAUCACUACCUAUGCGUCUACCACAAAUAUAUUCUUCCAGUUUUAGGGCUAUUUAUUCGUCCUGGAAUUGAUCCAGACCACCUUAGUUGUUUCACUCCAGAAGGCUAUCCCUUCGAGCUGAGCGUUAAUUUCCAGGAAAACCGAUCUCUACUUCGACUAGGCUGCGGACCUAUCGGUGCUUUUGCUGGCACUGAGCAUGAUCCCAUGAAUAAGUUUGCGACGCGGGAACUCUUGGUCAAACUAGCUCAGCUUGACCCUAAUAUCAACCUGGGGUGGUUUGAUUACUUUGACUCUCAGCUCAGCCUCCCAGCCGAAGAGGCCAGAGUAACUUCGGAGCAACUCAUUCCUCAUCUACGGCAGACCAAUGAGGUUGCCUUUGACCUGAAAGACGGAGCGAUGGUUCCCAAAUCAUACUUCUUCGUCAAGCCCAAGUCGAUUGUGACCGGCAUCCCCACUGGCAUACUAGCCUUCAAAGCAAUGGAGGGUCUAAAUGUGGACUUCGGAACCAGCCUGUCACUCCUCAAAGAACAUCUCUUGCCAUCUCUUGAUGGACGCGACGCGGGCUCUCCUACUACGGAAGUAUUCUUAAUUGGCUUUGACUGCGUGGUUCCUGAAAUGUCACGCCUGAAGCUAUACGUUUGCAAUACACACCUAUGCCUUGACAACCUUCGUGCGUUCUGGACGCUAGGUGGCUGCCUGAGCGAUCCCACCACAAUGAAAGGGCUAGCCAUUGCAGAGAAACUCUGGAACCUCCUUGGUUUCAGCGACACUCUGUACGACGAGGUGGGCGUGGACAAAUUGCCACUGACAUUUAACUACGAAUUGAAGUUGCGAGGAUCAGCACCAAAGCCACAGUUGUACUUGCCCGUACAAGGCAAAAGCGAUGAUUCUGUCGCCGACGCCUUGACUGACUUCUUUAAAUAUCUUGACUGGCACGGACACGCUUGUCGCUAUAAGCGGGAGUUGGUGUCAAACUUUCCCUGCCGAGAUCUAAAAGAAUCAGUAACGGCUCAGCGUUGGGUGGCUUUUUCUUUUACUGAGCCGUCCGGAGUGUAUUUGACCGUAUACUUUCAUGCAAUCGGUGGCGAUGUAGGUCGCUGGCAAUGA